AUGGGAGAAGGCGAAAGGCGUUGCAUCCCUCGCGCAGUCACAGCAGGCCGGGAGAAGCCGAAGGGCGCGCUAUUCCCCCGCGCAACGUCAGACAACGAGCUGGAAGACAUCGGAGGGCGCCCCGUCACUGACGCAGCGUCAGACAGCGCGCUGGGAGAGACCGACGGGCGUCAUAUCCGUUACGCAGCGUCAGACAGCGAGCUGGGAGAAGCCGACGGGCGGUUCAUUUCGCGCAGCGUUAGACAGCGAGCUGGGAGAAACCGACAGGAGACCGUGCAGUCGCGCGCCCGCAUGGGCGCAAUGGUGGUGUACGACGGGUGGACCUCCACUGAUGCCGCGGUCCAGGAGUUGGGCUACGAGCGCCCCCCGCCCGUCCGCCACGAGGGGAACGCGCGCCGCGACAAAGAGACGGGCUUCCACACUAACGACGCUGAGAGCGAGAAUUCCAGGCUGAAGGCGUGGAUCCGCUCGCGGCACGGGAAGCUGAACAUCGCCCCAGGCGACGUGGACGAAUGCAUCUACUACAUCAGCAUGGGCAGCGGCGUAGGCAAAUUCCUGGAUGGUCUGGCGCACUCGAUUGAUUUCGCCGCGAAGAAUCAGCUUUUCGGAUGA
Messenger RNA from Prorocentrum cordatum, 612 nucleotides. The record is from the annotation of a GenBank genome assembly. Lineage: Eukaryota; Dinophyceae; Prorocentrales; Prorocentraceae.